CAGAUCAUAGCUAAGCCCCGCUCGCGGCCUUGAAACCCUCGCUCCUCAGUCAGGUCUGGCCUCGCCGCCAUCCCUCGCGCGCGCCGCGUGACCAAACCCAAAACUCGCCGGUGCCCCGACCGACUCCCCGCCAUGGCCAGCGACGAUGAGUGCUACGGCUACGACUCCGACUACGACUACUACGACGAGGACGACGUCGCGAUGGAGGCCGACGAGGACGCUCUGGUGGAGGAGGACACGCCGGCGCCGGAUCGCCCCGUAGAUUGCUGGGCCAUUACAAAAGAAUCCCUUUCCACUGCACAGCAACAAGAUUUGUCCAUGGUGAUGAACCUUCUCAACAUAAAGCAGCACCAUGCGCGCGCUCUCCUCAUCCACCACCGGUGGAAGACGGAAUGCAUAUGCGACCACUUCGACAGGAAGGGGCGGGAUCGCAUGCUCAGGGAGGCAGGCGUUGUGCUUCAGGAGAAUAACAACUGCAGGGCAUCGCCCUCAAGAAUGAUGAACUGCAUGGUGUGUUUUGAAGAAUUUUCCAUGAGCGUCGUCUCCACCAUGGAAUGUGGGCAUUAUUUCUGCAAUGACUGUUGGACAGAGUACUUCAAAGCCUCUGUCGACAGCGGCAAGAAGCAGAUCCGGUGCAUGGGGCUGAAGUGCCCUGCCAUCUGCGACGAGGCCGUGGUGAGGCGCCUCCUUGGCUGCCGGUACCCGGACGCUGCCAGGCGCUUCGACCGCUUCCUGCUCGAGUCCUACCUGGAGGACAACGACUUCGUCAAGUGGUGCCCCAGCGUGCCGCAUUGCGGGCGCGCGAUCCGCGUGGGCGGCAGCGAGCAGCACUGUGAGGUGGAGUGUCCCUGCGGCGUGGGCUUCUGCUUCGCCUGCGCGGCCGGCGCGCACUCGCCGUGCCCGUGCACCAUGUGGGAUCAGUGGGAGGUCAAGUGCAACGGCGAGUCGGAGACGGUUAACUGGAUCCUUGCCAACACCAAGAACUGCCCCAAGUGCUAUAAGACCAUCGUCAAGGAGGGCGGCUGCAACCUCGUCACCUGCAAAUGCGGCCAGUGCCUAUGCUGGCUGUGCGGUGGCGCGACGGGGUCUGCGCACACAUGGACCUCCAUAGACAACCACAGUUGCAACCGGUUCGUGGAGGGAGAGAAGAAGAAGGUGGACGACGCCAAGCGGCACCUACACCGCUACACGCACUUCUACGACCGGUUCAAGAUCCACGGCGACUCGUACAAGGUGGAGCACGAGAAGCUGGGCCCGGCAGUCGAGGAGCGGGCCAAGUGGCUGCAGACCCUGCAACAGCAUGCCUUGCUCCGGGACGGCGCCUGGCUGACGGAGGCGCACCAGAAGCUGCUCCAGUCGCGGCAGGUGCUGUCAAGGUCCUACGUCUUCGCCUUCUACAUGUUCGGCGACGACUACCACGGCAAGGUGCACAAGACGGAGCAGGGGAAGGUGGCCAUGGCGCAGGUCCUGUUCGAGGACUACCAAGAGCAGCUGGAGCGCCACGUCGAGCGCCUAUCCAAGGUGCUCGCCACCGAGUUCUCGCUGGACCCGGUGGAGGAGGACAAGAUCCUGCGUGACAAGCAGGACGCCCUCAACCUCGCCAAGAUCGUCCAAACCCACUGCGGAGAGAUUUACAAGUGCAUCCAGGACGAGCUGCUGCCGCUGCUCCUCGACACGGUCGACAUCGCCACCUACCGGCCCCGAGGCCCGGACAAAGCCAAGGAGUUCCAGCCGUGAUGAAACAGAGGAACUCUAUUUCUUUGCCAUGGAAAGGUGCAGAUCAACUAGUUUAUGUUUCUCUGUUCCCAACAGAGGAACUCUGUUUCUUUGCCAUGGAAAGGUGCAGAGGAACUCUGUUUCUCCGUCCCAAACAGAGGACGGCUAGGCUCCACUGGAAGUUCCUAUUGGAUACUCUCUGGUAGGCUCUCCUGGCAGGCACAUUGGAUUCUGGAAGGCAGCUUAACAUUGUUUGGAUUUUUUCUCUCCGGGAAACCUGGUAGUGCUUAUUCGUUAUUCGUUAAGAGAAUAGUCUUAAACUCUUA
This is a messenger RNA of Lolium perenne, 2042 nucleotides long. Its product is annotated as probable E3 ubiquitin-protein ligase ARI2. Gene Ontology annotation, biological process: protein ubiquitination. The record is from RefSeq and is a predicted model, not a curated record. NCBI's taxonomy places the organism in Eukaryota, Viridiplantae, Streptophyta, Magnoliopsida, Poales, Poaceae. Gene Ontology annotation, molecular function: ubiquitin-protein transferase activity; zinc ion binding.